This is a messenger RNA of Megalops cyprinoides (Indo-Pacific tarpon), 5680 nucleotides long. It is a transcript of the gene frmpd3, whose product is annotated as FERM and PDZ domain containing 3. The record is from RefSeq and is a predicted model, not a curated record. Gene Ontology annotation, biological process: signal transduction. The coding region runs from base 118 to 5250 and encodes 1710 amino acids. Gene Ontology annotation, molecular function: protein binding. Lineage: Eukaryota; Metazoa; Chordata; Actinopteri; Elopiformes; Megalopidae. Gene Ontology annotation, cellular component: cytoskeleton. The transcript has 16 exons.
CAAGAGUCCAGCCAGCAGCCGUCCGAGUUCAGAGAGACCGUGAAUGAGUGCAGAACUGGAGGAGUCCAUCGCCGUGAUACAGCGCCCCAUCCCCGUCCCCGUCCCUCCUCUCAGGGGAUGGCCCAGGUCCGGGAUGGACACACAGACACAUGUGGAAGCCCUGCGAUGUUAGAGGAGAGCCACGAUGGAGUGGACAGUGGUAGCCUGACCCCUGGUUCAGCUCGACAGGUCUGCAUUCAGCGCCACCCCAGCCAGGGAUUCGGCUUCAUCGCCGGCAGCGAGAGGCCCGUCGUCGUGCGCUCGGUCUCCGCGGACGGACCCUCCGCGGGCAAGCUUCUCCCAGGAGACCAGAUCCUGGCCAUUAACGAAGAGCCUGUGAGCGACGUUUCUAGAGAGAGAGUCAUAGACCUUGUAAGGAGCUGCAAAGAAUCCAUUGUUCUUACUGUACUCCAACCCCAUCAGUCACCUAAGUCUGCCUUUAUUAGUGCAGCCAAGAAGGCACGUCUCCGGACCAACCCCCCGAAAGUGCGCUUUUCUGAGCAAGUGUCUAUCAGUGACCCAGACUCGACAAUGUUAAAAGACGACUCUUUGCUCCUUAUCCCCAAUGUGCUGAAGGUGUUCCUGGAGAAUGGACAAAUCAAGUCCUUUACAUUUGACAGCCGUACAACGGUCAGGGAUGUGAUCUCCUCACUGCAGGACCGCCUGUCUCUGCGCUACAUUGAGCACUUCGCUCUGGUUCUGGAGUCUGGCGGACUGGAUCAGAACCACCGACUGCACCUUCUGCAGGAGACCCAGCCUCUGUCACAUGUGGUGCAGAGGACCUACUUCCAGGGGAUGAAGUGUCUGUUCCGCAUCUGUUUCUUCCCCAAGGACCCAGCUGACCUGUUGAGGAGGGACCCUGCUGCGUUUGAGUACCUCUACAUCCAGAGUCGCAAUGACGUUAUCAAGGAACGCUAUGGUAUGGACUGGAAGUCUGACGUCACGCUGAAGUUAGCGGCUCUCCACAUCUUCAUCACUGUGUCGGCGACCAGGCCCAACCAAAAGAUCUCCCUCAAGCAUGUGGAGAAGGAGUGGGGCCUGGAGCCCUUCUUGCCCCUUACCCUGCUGCCUACAGUCAAAGAGAAAAAUGUCUGCAAGACUCUCUCCCAGUUGCUCAAGACCUACCAACACCCCCCACCCUCAGGCAACAAGGUCCCUCCUUUGCAGGGGAAGCUGCAGUACAUGCGAGUGCUAAAUGAGCUGCCACCUUUUGGAGGCCUCAUCUUCCACACCGUGGGUUUGGACGAGAAGCAGUCGGCAACUACCCUGCUGGUUGGGCCACGUCAUGGCAUCAGCCACGUCAUUGACCUGAAGAAUAACCUAACCACUGUGCUGGCCGAGUUCAGCCGACUCGCCAAGAUCCAGCUUUUCCGGGAGAACCAGGGUGUUGCUCGAGUGGAGGUGGCAAUCAUGGAGGCCAAGCCACUGGUCCUGUUGAUGGAGUGGCCAGAUGCUACUAAUUUUGCCAGCCUCAUAUCUGGUUAUUACAAGCUCUUUGUGGACCCCAAGAAGACCAUCUACUGUAGGACACCUGGUCAGUCGGACAUGAUCAAGGCAGAUUACAGAAGCACCCACGCACCUCAGCGUCCCGUGCCCUCAGCAUCCAGUGGUAGCCGGCGCUCAGAGGAGAGGGAAGGCCCUCCCAGGGACUCAUCCCAGAGGUUAGCUGGCCCUCCAGAGCCUCAGCACCUGGGCCUCUGCCACCUGCACCUGAAGGAGCAACAGCAGCUGCAGGAGCUCCAAGUGCAGGCCGAGGCUGCCGUAGACAUCAACAAGAACCUCAUCUCCCAGGAGCAGGGUCGGCCACGCACCAAGUCCGACCCCACCCUCAAGAGCUCAGAGUCUAUUGCGGGACCAGAAGGGGACAUUCCAAACAGCCCGGAGCUCCGGAGCCGAGCUUAUACGCUGGAGCCCUCCCAGCGGCCCACCCGCUUUUUCUGUGACUCCUGCAAGGCCAAGCUGAAGGCAGCAGCAGAGGGUGUGGUGGCUAUGAACGGAGGGGGUUCCCAGCACCCGCAGCGCUGCUCUAACGCCUGCUCAACCCGCGAGGGUGGCGCCGUGGACCUCACCUCCCUCCCACUCCCGGGAAGCGAUGAGGACGAGGAAAUGGAAGAGGAAGGGGUCAAGCUGCAGCUGCCCCCGCCCGCCAUCGCCGCCCCUCCACCAGGAUUCAGGGACAACAGCUCUGAUGAAGACGACCCCAAGAGGGCUCAGAAAGCCCAGGGCGGGGCCACAGCCAGGGAGGUGCAGGAGGAGGUGCCUGUGACGCUCAUUGACAGCGUGGCCACACGGACGGUGCGAGAUCACGCACAGGAGCUAGACGACGCACUGGUGUCCACCCUGCAGGCACUGGAGGCCCUGGCAGCAUCAGAGGACUACCCUCACCAUCACCAACAGCCCCCACAGACUACAGGGCUGAUUGUGCUAGCAGCCAUCACUCCUGAGUCUUCGCUGGACUCUGGACAUGAGACCAAUUCCUCUGAGCUGACAGAUGUCUCCGAAAUGGUCUCCGCCAUGAAACAGAACCAGACCUACCUGUUGGCCCACCACAUCAACAAGGAUCGUCUCUUUGGCCGUCGUGACUUCCCUCUCGCAAUCUCUGGCUGCACUGCCCAGACUCUGGGGGCAGGUGCUCUCUCUCUGAGUCAGUUGCGUGCCAGUUGUCCCCCUAAGCCCGUCAUCCUUAGUAAGACUGUGCCACUGAUAGUAAGCCCCAGCCAGGAGACCACCAACGCCAGCCUUACAGGAGAGCAGAGCAGAACACAAGCCCCUCUUCAGAGUGUGCAGAGCACAGGCGAGCUCAAGCCUUCCCCAGGGACUUCAGCUGACCCCUCUUCUAAGGUCAUCAAGGAACUGCAGGUUGUUGACCAAGGUGAGAAGUGCCAAGGCAGUAAAGACCUGAAGGUGCCAGUGCCAUGCACCACAGAGGGCAAGCAGAACCCCAAGCCCUCUGCAGAUGUGAAGGGGAAAGCUUCUGGAGCUCCUAGCCCAGACACUACCAAUAAAGCCUUACCCAUACUCCUGCCUGUUGACAGAGCUGUCUCUGCAAAGAUUCGCCAAACAAACAUGUGCCAAGAUGCCGAGACUGCCUCCAGUAAGACCAGCAAGCCUUCAAGCUUCAUAGCCUCCUUGCCAGUUGAUGACCUAUUCUGCACAUGUCCAGUGCGGCCAGAGCCCAAACCCCCUCUGCAACUGAAGGAUCCACAAACGCACAAGGUGGUUGUGUUCCACUCAUCCUCACCGACAGAUGAUGAGCGUCUGCGUGCCAAAGCCAAGGGCCUACAGCUGGCCGGCAGCAAAGAGAGCGGGGUACGAGGCCCAGAGCCUAGCCAAGGUAAACCCAGCCUCCUAGCCCCACCUAGAUACUCUCCACGUGUCCCUGAAAAGAAAGAGCGUGAAGAGAUGCCAGAGGUCAAGUCAGAUAGUUCCCUGGGUAAAGCCCCCAGUGAGCCACAGAAAGGCUCUAAAAGCCUGCCUGCAUUGGUAGAGACUACCUUGACCACCGGCUACGCAGAUAAGGCGGCGACAAUCCCUACCACUGAGUUCAAGAAGCAGGGCAACAGCAAGGCCCCAAAGCAGCAGCGCAGCGCCACUUUCCUCAGUUUCAGGAACCUGCUGUCGGCUACCUUCCCAGCUCGCCUGCGGCGCGAGACGGACGAGCGACAGGCACAGCUGCAGAAAGUGCGGCAGUACGAGCUGGAGUUCCUGGAAGAGCUGCUGAAGCCUAAGGCAGCACAGUCUGAGUUCUUGCCCCCAGGGCCAUCCCCAGUGCCCGGGGGCACUCCCUGCUCCUGUCAGCUGCGCUCCAGCCCCGUGCAGAAGGUUCCUGGUGUAUCCCGAGAACAGCGCCGCAGCUGUGACUGCAAGAGGCUGUGCCGAGGGAUGCGGCUGCCUGACACGCCGGUCGGAUCCGCCUCGGAACGCAGAGGAAGAGAGAGGACUGUCUCAAAGACGCCGCCGGCAGUCCCUAAAACCCCACACUUGCAGGAGGGACCCAGGAGACCUCAGACCUUAGAGAUCAAGACUACCAGAAUCCGCUCCUCUAGCCUGGAGUCCCGUGAACCCAGAGGAGAGGCUGCAUCCUGCCUGCCCACCUGUACCUCCCGCUCAGAGUGCUUGGGCGCCCCACAAUACAAGAAGCUCCAGAGGCGGUACAGCAUUGGAGAGGCGGACAGCAGUGAGUGUGCACCCCUCUAUGCUGAAGUGAAGCCCGUCAAAUCCAAGAGCUUGGAGAAGGAGAUGGAGCGAGUCAGGGCGACGGGACUUAGGCUUCCCACCCCUGUGGAGCCAUGUUACACUAGUAUCAGGGACGGAAAGAGGAAGGGGUUGUUCUCCAUGCAGGGUGAGGAACUUCUGCGAGAAGGCCGGGUGGGCGAGGUCGUGUUGGGGCUGCCAAGUGAGGACAAUGAUGACAGGAACAAGUGUUGCUCCUUUUGCUUCUGCUACCGGAAGUGUGAAGCAGCCGAUGAGAACAGCGAGAAGGACGAGCUCUCCUACUCCAUUCCUUUGCAGGUGCUGCCCGGAAUGCAGCUGGAUGCUCAUUCCCUUCCUGUGGUCAGCAAGACCCUGCAGGUCCUGAAUGCGGAGGACUGCAGCGGAGAGGAGGAGGAGGAGGAAGAGGAAGAGGAAGAGGAGCCACAAACCCAGGAGAUUGACCUGCGAGCCUGUGGAAGGCUGGAGGGAAGCCUGGCAAGGGUGCAAGCCCUGCAGGGAAAGACGUUCUCCCUGCCUGACGGCUUUCACAAUGCCCAGCUGGACGCCAAUGAGCUGCUGACUAUCCUACGACAGUGUGCCAGCAGCUCCCAUAUGGAGGACGAGCCCCAGAUGCAGCCCACGCGGCUAGCCGAAUACAAGCAGGAGCUGGCACUGCGCUUCAAGGAGUUCCGGGCGUCAUGCCGGCGGGUUGCAGGGGUUGAAAAGAGUCCUACACGAAUGCUGAGCGCGGUCACUGCCAGCUUCCAGGUUCUGUGUGGCCUGACACAGACCUUCAUCCGGCUGGUGCGGGGUGUGCGCUCAGAGGCCCAGAGGCUGCAGCUUCUGCGCAAGGUGGAGGAAGUAGCAGUGAACUACACACUGCUCCUGCGUGCUGCAGAGGAGUCCAUGGGCCACUCCAGCAGCCUACCUGCCAAGAGUGCCAGCCCCCAAGCCGGCCCUCCUUCCACUAACAUGGGCUCCCUCAACCGUCCUGUGAAGACUCUGAUUACCAAGUGAAGCCCAUGCUCCUCUCCUACACAGGGGUGUCAGUGAAUAUUCCACCGUCACCCCACCCCACCUGCUCCUCCCUCCCUCCAAUCUCUGAUACAUCAGAGAAACUGACCUUUGACAGUCACGAGUGUAGUGGGUACAUUCCCAGGCACUCUAUAGUAAUUUAUUGUUUACAUUAAUUUCCUUUAACUGCACUUGCAAUGAUCCAUCUUUGGACAGCAUUGCAAUGCAAGUGCUCCUUGACACAUGUUUACAGGGGCUACAUCAAUUGCCCCACUAUACUGCAGAGUGCACAGAACACCCCCAACAUCACUACACAGGUGGGGCUGAGAACACACAACCUCCCACAGACACACACACACUCAAAUACGCACACACACACACACACGAGUAACAUGGACAGGUGUACAUGUAAAACCCACACAUUUGUGCUGCA